GUUAAAUCAAAUUGAAGGUGACGCCAUGAGAAAGAAGAGUUGAGUUGAAUCAGAUUGAGCGUGUGCGUCACUUAGUUUACUGGAAUUUCCGCAUCAGAUUAUUCGGAAGUAGAUGGCGACAAGUGGAUCAGAUAGGCCUAAAGUAAGGAAAGUGUUGGGAUGGAUUUUAGCCGGCACUUCAUAAAUAAAGUGCUAAGGAAGAAGAAGCCACUCAUGGCAUCAGUGAUAUUGCAAGGGCUCGAGAUACAUUUUUACCUGCCAGACACACAUCAGAUCACUCACCUCAGUGGCACUUUCACAGCAGAGGAACUAUGUGUUGAAGCUGCCAAGAAAUUGGGUAUAUCUCCUCUGUGUAGCAGUUUGUUCGCCCUCUAUGAUGAAUUUAGCAAGAUCUGGUAUCCGCCCAAUUACUCCUUUAAUAUCAAUGAGACGACGAGACUGAAGCUGUAUUAUCGCAUGAGGUUCUAUUUCACAAACUGGCAUGUGAACAGUAAGACGUCUCCUCCAGUGUGGAGACAUACUCUCAAAAAGACAGAUCCUUCAGGCAUGGCUAUACUGGAUAUAGAGUCACUAGCGUACCUCUACGCACAGAGUCAGCAUGACUUUCAGAGCGGUCUGGCACCGCUGUGCAAUGCUCACGAUGAGAGUGGCAUGCAGCAGAAAGAGAAUGAGUGUUUGGGAAUGGCUGUGAUGGCCAUCUUCCAUCAUGCGGUUGAAAAACAUCUUUCCAUCUGUGAUCUAGGCAAUACAUAUGAAUACAAAAAUUACAUUCCAAGUGUCCUGUACCAGUCCAUACGCCAGAGGAACAUUCUCACACGUCUACGUAUCUCCAAUGUCUUCAAAGUGUUCCUUGAGGAGUUUAACAGGAACACGGUGCAGGGCAGUAACAUCAGUACACAUGACCUGAAGGUCAAAUAUGUAUCUAGUCUAGAGACUCUGACUCAGCACUUUGGCCAGGAGGUGUUUGAGCCCUCCUCCCUCAUCAUACAUGAGAAUGAGGAAAUCCUUACAGACUCAAGCCGUGGUGCUGGUGUUCACCUUGAGAUCCUUGUGUCUGGAACCUCUGGUAUUCACUGGCGAAAAGUCUCCACCAAGACCUGUUCAGAUCUGUGGAACAAACAGAAGAGGCGCAAUUCAAAGAAAAGUAAAAAAGACAGUAAGAAACUGAGUCAAACAUCAGAAGAGGAGCAAUGGACAAUCUUUUCAGACUUUCAUGAGAUAACACACAUUGUCAUCAAAUCUUCUUUGGUCACAGUCUACAAACAGGACAACAAAAAGAUGGAACUGCACUUAUCUACCCAUGAGGAGGCUCUGUCCUUUGCCAGUCUUGUAGAUGGAUACUUCAGGCUCACCGUAGAUGCACAUCAUUUCCUGUGCCGAGACGUGGCUCCUGUCUCAGUAGAAAUUAAUCUACGGGAGGGCUGUCAUGGUCCAAUCAACACUGAAUAUGCCAUCCAGAAGCUCAAACAGGAAGGCUAUGAAGAGGGCAUGUACCUGCUGCGUUGGAGCAGUCACAAUUUUGAUCAUAUUCUAAUGACAGUCAUCUGCAAAGAGUGUGAUAAUUAUGGCACAACCACCAAAACCUUCAAGACCUUUCAGAUUGAAGUGAGCACUCAGGGCUUCAAACUGACUGGGACAGAUAUUGUGAAGCCCACUGUGAGAGAGCUGACGGACCACCUAUCUGGACAGCGUCUCACAACAGAUAAAACCAGCCUAAGACUUGAGUGUAGAUGCCCACCCCAACCCAGAGAGCCCUCCAACCUUCUCAUGGUGACCAAACCACAUUCACCACCCUCUCCCAAGAGUCAUCAUGCCUUCCAUAUAAUCCUCAAAGAGGACAUCAUCCAGGAGAAACACCUUGGUCCAGGCACUCGCACGGACAUCUAUGCUGGCAGACUGAAGUUGAGGAAUGAGGAUGAUGGGGGUUUUUCAAGCCCUGAUGAGGUGAAUGUGGUCCUGAAGGUGCUGGGAGCAGGACACAAGGACAUUUCUGCCUUCCUGGACACAGUGAGCAUGAUGCAUCAGAUAUCACAUAAACACAUGGUUCUGAUGUAUGGAAUGUGUAUGCACACUAUGGACAUUAUGGUGGAGGAGUUUGUACAGCAUGGGCCUCUGGAUCUGUACAUGAGGAACCAUCGCUCUGAUCUCACGCCAACCUGGAAGUUCCAAGUUGCAGAGCAGCUUGCCAGUGUCCUCAGUUAUUUGGAGGAUAAGAAGCUCGUCCAUGGCUAUGUGUGUGCUAAGAAUGUCCUGUUGAAGCGUGAUGGUUUGGAAGGAGUGGCCGGUCCUUUCAUUAAACUGAGUGAUCCUGGAGUGUCCAUCACUGUGCUCCGUAGAGCAGAGUGUAUUGACAGGAUCCCUUGGAUCGCUCCAGAGUGUGUAAAAAACAUCACAGCGCUAAGCAUUGCUGCAGACAAGUGGGGCUUUGGAACCACACUGUGGGAGAUCUGCUACAAUGGAGAGGUGCCGCUGCGUGACAAGAAACUCUCAGAGAAAGAGCGAUUCUACGAGGUGUGCGGUACACUCAUCACUCCCAGCAUCAGUGAACUGGCAGAUCUGAUUUCGCAGUGCAUGAACUAUGACCCCAGAAAGAGACCAUUCUUCAGAGCCAUAGUCAGAGAGCUGGACCACAUCAAAGAGCAGCGAGAGCAGGAACUUCCCAUUUUAUCAGCAGUAAUUCCUCCACAGGAGACCGAUCCUGCAGAUUUCAAGAGGAGAUUCCUCAAGAAAAUCCGGAAACUCGGAGAGGGUAACUUUGGGAUGGUGGAGCUGUGUCUGUACGACCCUAAUGGAGAUCAGACGGGUGAGCUGGUGGCCGUCAAAUCUUUGAAAACAGAGAAUGAGAGCAGCAACCUGAGAAGAGAGAUCAACACCAUCAGAAACCUCUACCAUGAAAACAUUGUCAAAUACAAAGGCAUCUGCAACGAAGAGGGAGGAAUAAGCAUCAAGCUCAUUAUGGAGUAUUUGCCUUCUGGCAGUCUGAAGGAAUACCUGCCCCGCAACAAAUCUAACAUCAACCACAAGAAACUGCUGCUUUUUGCUCUUCAAAUAUGUCAGGGUAUGGAGUAUCUGGGAUCUCAGAACUACAUCCACAGGGAUCUGGCAGCGAGGAAUGUGUUAGUGGAGAAUGAAAGUCUGGUGAAGAUCGGAGACUUUGGCCUGACUAAGAGCAUCAAAGACAAUGAGGAAUAUUACAGAGUGACAGAAGAACAGGACAGUCCUGUUUACUGGUAUGCCCCAGAGUGUCUGAUUCAACGAAAAUUCUAUAAGGCAUCUGAUGUGUGGUCAUUUGGGGUCACCCUCUAUGAGCUAGUGACCUACUGUGACCGCGAGAGAAGCCCUCCUCAGAUAUUCCUGCAGAGGAUUGGUCGAUCUCACGGGCAGAUGACAAUGACCAAAUUAGUUAAGGCUCUUGAGGAGGGUUGGAGGAUGCCAUGCCCACCAUCCUGCCCUGAAAUGGUGUACACUCAGAUGCUCAAUUGUUGGAAACACGCCCCAGAGAAUAGAGUUGACUUCAACAGCCUGAUAAAAGAGUUUGAGUUCCUUCUUUCUAGAGAAAACAUCUAACCACUUUCCACCAGAUCACCAACUACAGUCAUGCUCAAAACUGAUUUUUGUUGGGUAAGGUACUUACAAUUGAUGAUACAGAUUAAGCAAUUAGGUGUGAGGGGCUGUGCUAAAUUGUAAAUAUAUUGUCAAGUCUGAAAGCCGUUGUUAGACACAACAUGUAGUGGAGUGCCUAUGUUUUAAGCCAUUACUAUAUUUAAGAUAAAGCAUGGUCUUGAGUGCCUUGUUGCGUUUGUCAACCAGUUACUACAUUAGUAGUAAAAAAAUACUUGUUUCAUUAAAAUGGUUUUAUUAGGAAAAUUAAUCAAAUGCCAUUCUUGUGCUAGAAAAUAUAAUUCCUGAAGUGCAAUCUAAUGUCAACAGUUGGCCUUUACGGUUGCUGUACAGUGAUAUACACAGUAGCUACUGUACAGCAAAUGAACAGGUUUUUCUGUAUUACUAGAAACAGCUGUUACUAUAUUGUGUGUUUUGGCCAUAUUGACUAAUCAGCAUCAAGUAAUGGAAUUAUCCAUUUUAUAAUGCAUGUCAUUGCCAAUUAUUUAUCUACCUCUUCUUGAGCAGAAAAAAUAGUCUCUGUUCAUACUGUUUAUUCUUUCUAGGUUCAUACCACUCAAAAUCAAGUACUAGAAAACUGAAUCGAUAGAAAAAAAUAUCACACAUUAAAGUUUAUGAAUUAUGAAAGAUAAACAUUAAAAGCCAGAAUAUCACAGGAAGCAUUCAGUAUUUGGGUAUGUUUUGAUAAAACAUCCAAUUAAAGUUUGAUGGAUAUGCUUCUCUUACCAGAUGUGCUUUUUGUGUUUCUAAUGAAUGUAAUGUUUUUUUGCAUUUAAAUGUUAACUAUUCCUUGUUGAUUCAUGUAAGAAUCUAAAUUCUUUAGAAAUAUAUAUUUUUAUACAGUAUUUUGCUCAAUAAAGCUUCUGUUGGAAAUUG
Molecule: messenger RNA, 4497 nt
Organism: Xyrauchen texanus (razorback sucker)
Lineage: Eukaryota; Metazoa; Chordata; Actinopteri; Cypriniformes; Catostomidae
Product: tyrosine-protein kinase JAK1-like
Exons: 24
Coding region: 160-3567 (1135 amino acids)
Biological process (GO): intracellular signal transduction; cytokine-mediated signaling pathway; cell surface receptor signaling pathway via JAK-STAT
Cellular component (GO): cytosol; membrane; cytoskeleton
Molecular function (GO): non-membrane spanning protein tyrosine kinase activity; ATP binding; cytokine receptor binding
Source: RefSeq, a predicted model, not a curated record